Messenger RNA from Oppia nitens, 669 nucleotides. RefSeq names its product kelch-like protein 5. The transcript is spliced from 7 exons. Gene Ontology annotation, molecular function: protein binding. Lineage: Eukaryota; Metazoa; Arthropoda; Arachnida; Sarcoptiformes; Oppiidae. Bases 1 to 669 code for a protein of 222 amino acids. The record is from RefSeq and is a predicted model, not a curated record.
AUGAUUCCGAAAGGUCAAAGACUCAAUAGUGUUGAAGCAUACGAUACGCAAACAAAUAAAUGGAUAUCAGUUUCAUCAAUGAAUUUAAAACGAKAUUUAUUUGGUUCAGCUGUAGUUAAUAACACUAUUUAUGUUUGCGGUGGAUAUAAUGAUAAUGUAGUUAAAUCAUGUGAAUAUUAUACGGCAAAUACAGAUGAAUGGCAUUUUACGACAGCUAUGAGUAUUGAAAGAUCCGAUUUUGAAUUGGUAUCAAAUGAAGGGCUAUUAUAUGCUAUCGGAGGUUAUAAUAGCAAUGGAUCAAUGAAUUCAAUGGAAAGAUUUGAUAUAAAAACUAGAAAAUGGACGACAAAAGCAAAUAUGACAACAAAAAGAAAUGAUUUUGGUUCGGCAUCAUUUAUGGGUAAAAUAUAUGUUUGCGGCGGUUUGGGUACUAGUGAUGGAAAAUCAUGCGAAACAUAUGAUCCGCAGACAAACCAAUGGACACCAAUUGCAUCAAUGAAUGAUAAUCGUUAUUAUUUUAAAUUGAUUGCAUUAAAUGACAAUUUAUAUGCUUUGGGUGGAAACAUAGACGGAAAAGUUACAGAUGCGGUUGAAAUAUAUGAUUAUUAUUCAGAUAAAUGGUUUUAUACGACAUCAUUGCCGAAUAAACUUGRUGAUUUUGGGGUAUAA